This is a messenger RNA of Kockovaella imperatae, 1482 nucleotides long. Its product is annotated as L-mandelate dehydrogenase. The transcript has 10 exons. The record is from RefSeq and is a predicted model, not a curated record. Gene Ontology annotation, biological process: lactate metabolic process. Gene Ontology annotation, molecular function: L-lactate dehydrogenase (cytochrome) activity; heme binding. The coding region runs from base 1 to 1482 and encodes 493 amino acids. NCBI's taxonomy places the organism in Eukaryota, Fungi, Basidiomycota, Tremellomycetes, Tremellales, Cuniculitremaceae.
AUGGCAGGAGGGGCCGCGCUGCUCUACGCCACUGAGCAUGAGGAUCCGUCUGCCGGUCCAUCUCGGCUGAGAGGUGAUCAGAGAUCGAUAUCAGCUUUCGAAUUGGGACAACACAACCGGCACGAUAAUCUUUGGGUCGCGAUAGACGGGGAGGUCUGGGACGUGACGGAUUUCGUUCAAAGACAUCCCGGGGGAUCUCAAAUUCUGAUUGAUCACGCUGGGAAGGACGUGACAAAGCUGUUCAAGGGUAUACAUCCUGCCGGGACAUUGGAGCAGAAUCUUAGAGAAGAGCAAAGGAUGGGAAGAUUGGACGAAGAUGCCAUUGCCAAAUUUCGGACAAUGAACGGUGAUGAAGAAGAUAGGAUACGGAAAGCUAGAGAUUCGCUAUUGGGAAUCGACUCGAUUAUCGUCCUGGAUGACUUUGAAAAGUACGCAAGGCCUGUAUGUCCGGCAUCAGCUUGGGAUUACUACUCGACCGGAGUGGAGGGGGAAAACUCAAUGAAGGAGAAUUCAGCGAUCUACGAUCGAGUCUUCUUUCGACCGCGAGUCAUGCGCGACGUCAGCGAUGUCGAUACCUCUACCAAAGUCCUCGGCGUAUCGUCGUCCAUACCGCUUUACGUCUCACCAACAGCUCGGAAUGGACUAGUGCAGCCUAUGGGCGAGGUUGCAGUCACGAAAGGCGCCGCCGCGGGCGGUAUCCUGCAGGUCUUAUCACAUGUAGCGUCAAAGUCUCUCGAGGAGGUCAUGAAAGCUCGGAGCAAGGGUCAACAGGUCGCUUGGCAGAUGUACAUGAAACCUGAUCGUGAAGUGGCCGCAGCAGAGGUGAGGAAGGCAUAUGAGCUUGGCGCGCAAUCAAUAUGGCUCACAGUCGAUACCGUUGUGCUUGGCAAGCGGACACGAGAACGAUAUACGCAAGUCGAGAAGCAGCCUGCGCCUCAUGGCACAAAGCUCACUCGUGUGCCCUGCUCACGAGAAGCGCAAGCGCUCACCCGUCACAGCCGACACGACACGAAUCUGACCUGGGAAGACAUCCAGAUGAUCAAGAAGAAUGCCCCAGGCUUACCGGUCGUCCUGAAAGGUGUCGGAGCAUGGGAGGACGUCGUUCUCGCGCAACAAGCCGGCGCAGACGCAGUAGUCCUCUCGAAUCACGGUGGUCGUCAAUUGGAUUAUGCCAAUCCACCUCUCAAGACUUUGUACGAUCUCAACGAGAAUGCACCACAGUGCCUGAGACGACCAGACUUUCAAGUGUUCGUCGAUGGCGGUAUCCGACGUGGUACGGAUGUCCUCAAGGCUCUUUGCCUCGGAGCCAAUGCUGUCGGCUUGGGCAGACCUUUCAUCUAUGCUGCGGCGGGCUGGGGCCCAGACGGCGUAGAGAAAGCAAUCAUGAUCCUCAGAGAGGAGCUGGAAAUCUCCAUGAGACUACUCGGAGUAACGAACAUCGAUCAGCUUGGACCAGAAUAUCUCAACUGUUCAAGGAUAUAG